Piliocolobus tephrosceles (Ugandan red Colobus) is the source of this 1343-nucleotide messenger RNA. It is a transcript of the gene GPR25, whose product is annotated as G protein-coupled receptor 25. Bases 106 to 1191 code for a protein of 361 amino acids. The record is from RefSeq and is a predicted model, not a curated record. Gene Ontology annotation, biological process: G protein-coupled receptor signaling pathway; cell chemotaxis; positive regulation of cytosolic calcium ion concentration. Lineage: Eukaryota; Metazoa; Chordata; Mammalia; Primates; Cercopithecidae. Gene Ontology annotation, molecular function: C-C chemokine receptor activity; C-C chemokine binding. Gene Ontology annotation, cellular component: external side of plasma membrane; membrane. The transcript has a single exon.
GAAGGGAGGUGCACGGCAAGGGCAUGAAGAGCAAACCCCCUCCUGCUCAGAGCUGCUGCCGCCUGAGCCCAGGGCUGCACCCAGCGCAGGCCUCGUGGCCAGGCCAUGGACCCCACAGAGCCCUGGAGCCCCAGCCCGGGGUCAGGGGCCUGGGACUACUCGGGGUUGGACGGCCUGGAGGAGCUGGAGCUGUGUCCGGCCGGGGACCUGCCCUUCGGCUACGUCUACAUCCCUGCACUCUACCUGGCGGCCUUCGCCAUGGGCCUGCUGGGCAACGCCUUCGUGAUGUGGCUGCUGGCCGGGCGGCGCGGCCCACGGCGGCUAGUGGACACCUUCGUGCUGCACUUGGCAGCCGCUGACCUGGGCUUAGUGCUCACACUGCCGCUGUGGGCCGCGGCGGCGGCGCUAGGCGGCCGCUGGCCGUUCGGCGAGGGCCUCUGCAAGCUCAGCAGCUUCGCGCUGGCGGGCACGCGCUGCGCGGGCGCACUGCUGCUGGCUGGCAUGAGCAUGGACCGCUACCUGGCCGUGGUGAAGCUGCUCGACGCGCGGCCCUUGCGCACCCGGCGCUGCGCGCUGGCCUCGUGCUGCGGCGUCUGGGCCGUGGCGCUGCUGGCUGGCCUGCCCUCCCUGGUCUACCGGGGGCUGCAGCCCCUGCCUGGGGGCCAGGGCAGCCAGUGCGGGGAGGAGCCCUCCCACACCUUCCAGGGCCUCAGCUUGCUGCUGCUGCUGCUGACCUUCGUGUUGCCCCUGGUCGUCACCCUCUUCUGCUACUGCCGCAUCUCGCGCCGCCUGCGCCGGCCGCCGCACGUGGGUCGGGUCCGGAGGAACUCGCUGCGCAUCAUCUUCGCCAUCGAGAGCACGUUCGUGGGCUCCUGGCUGCCCUUCAGCGCCCUGCGGGCCGUCUUCCACCUGGCGCGUCUGGGGGCGCUGCCCCUGCCGUGCCCCCUGCUGCUGGCGCUGCGCUGGGGCCUCACCAUCGCCACCUGCCUGGCCUUCGUCAACAGCUGCGCCAACCCGCUCAUCUACCUCCUGCUGGAUCGCUCAUUCCGAGCCCGGGCGCUGGACGCGGCCUGCGGACGCACCGGCCGCCUGGCGCGAAGGAUCAGCUCGGCCUCCUCGCUCUCCAGGGACGACAGUUCCGUGUUCCGUUGCCGGGCCCAGGCCGCGAACACUGCCUCGGCCUCCUGGUAGCUACCCCGGGCUGCUGGAGGUGGGCGACAGCCGAGCACCGAGAGGAGGGGAGAGGUCCCGGGAGGGGACCCAGAUGCGCCUGUUCUGGCGGCAGCAAGCUGCUCCGCCCCGCAUCGCAUUGCCUCGCGCGCUGCCUGGACUCCCAGGGUCUC